Molecule: messenger RNA, 138 nt
Organism: Plenodomus lingam JN3
Lineage: Eukaryota; Fungi; Ascomycota; Dothideomycetes; Pleosporales; Leptosphaeriaceae
Source: RefSeq, a predicted model, not a curated record
AUGACUCUCAUCCCAAGUGACUGCAGAAGACGUAUGCUAGACCAGCUAGAACUCUCUGCCAAGAACUUCCAAUCCGACAAGACGGUCGGCUCGCCAAUACCCACAUUUUUCACACUUCUCGCCGCUAUGUCGUGCUGA